Molecule: messenger RNA, 544 nt
Organism: Phialemonium atrogriseum
Lineage: Eukaryota; Fungi; Ascomycota; Sordariomycetes; Cephalothecales; Cephalothecaceae
Product: ribosomal protein S25
Exons: 3
Coding region: 111-404 (97 amino acids)
Cellular component (GO): cytosolic small ribosomal subunit
Molecular function (GO): structural constituent of ribosome
Source: RefSeq, a predicted model, not a curated record
AAGCGCGUGACUUGUGCGGGAAGAGAAGAGCCACCACCCAGAAAAAACCAUCCCACCUUACACCAAACCUCCAUCGCCAUUCUCGAUUCUCGACAGGAAAGAAAAUCAAAAUGGCGCCCGCAAACACAGGAGCGAAGAAGCAGAAGAAGAAGUGGAGCAAGGGCCGGGUCAAGGACAAGGCCCAGCACGCUGUUCUUCUCGACAAGGCCACUUCCGAAAAGCUCUACAAGGACGUCCAAUCUUACCGCCUCGUUACCGUUGCCACUCUCGUCGACAGACUAAAGAUCAAUGGCUCGCUGGCACGGACAUGCCUGAAGGACUUGGAGGAGAAGGGCCAGAUCAGGCAGAUUGUGGGACACAGCAAGAUGAAGAUCUACACUCGUGCCGUUGGCGCCACCGACUAAAUCUCUCGACCUGAUAUGGACAUGGAAGUCAAUCAUUGCGGAGUUGGGAUGAAGGUUGCUCGGGGAUUCAAUGGGAACUCGGAAAUGGCUUCGUCUUCAUGGGGCUGGGCAUGUUACGACUCGAUAUAGCUCAGGGAUUG